Sebastes umbrosus (honeycomb rockfish) is the source of this 1297-nucleotide messenger RNA. It is a transcript of the gene tmx2a, whose product is annotated as thioredoxin-related transmembrane protein 2a. Lineage: Eukaryota; Metazoa; Chordata; Actinopteri; Perciformes; Sebastidae. The record is from RefSeq and is a predicted model, not a curated record. The transcript has 9 exons. Gene Ontology annotation, molecular function: disulfide oxidoreductase activity. Bases 102 to 1010 code for a protein of 302 amino acids. Gene Ontology annotation, biological process: brain development. Gene Ontology annotation, cellular component: membrane-bounded organelle.
UUACUGACCAUGCAGGAUCUGCACUUUUCUUGGCAGCACUCUCCAGUUUGUCCAGCUCAUUCAGUUUGAACUCUAGCCGGCCUUCUUCAAUCAAUCUGCUGAUGUCCUCCUUCACAUGCACAGACAUUGAUAUCUACAAAUGGCUGCUGAAGCCUUAUUAUAUCACCUCUGUCUUCAUGACCGUCGCCUUCGCGUUGGUCCGGAAGGCUCCAGGUCUGUGCGAGCACCUGGCGACCCAGAGAGAGGACGGCAACUCCUGCGACUUUGACUGGAGAGAGCUGGAGAUUCUUAUGUUUCUUAGUGCAAUAGUGAUGAUGAAGAACAGGAGAGCCAUCACAUUGGAGCAGCACAUAGGCAACGUGUUCCUGUUCAGUAAAGUGGCCAACGUCAUCCUCUUCUUCAGGCUGGACAUUCGGCUCGGCAUCCUUUACAUGGCACUGUGUGUCGCGUUUCUCAUGACCUGUAAGCCGCCUCUCUACAUGGGCCCCGAGUACAUCAAGUACUUCAGUGACAAGACCAUAGAUGAGGAACUGCGGAGAGACAGUCGCGUCACCUGGAUUGUUGAAUUCUACGCCAACUGGUCCUCUGAAUGCCAGUCCUUCGCUCCUGUCUUUGCCGACCUUUCACUCAAGUACAACUGUGCUGGACUCAGGUUUGGGAAGGUGGACAUCGGACGCUACGGAGAGGUUUCACAGAGUUACAGGGUGAGUACGUCUCCUCUGGCCAAGCAGCUGCCCACACUGAUGCUUUUCCAAGGAGGGCGGGAGCUGAUGAGACGUCCAAUGGUGGACAAUAAAUCCAGAGCUGUGUCCUGGACCUUCAGUGAGGAGAACAUUAUCCGAGAGUUUAACCUCAACGAGCUCUUCCAAAAGUCCAAGAAGCUGAACAAAAGUCGUGCUUUGAAAGAAGGAGAGGAGCAUAACGGUGUUCAGCCAGAGGAGGGCGACGACGAGCUCCAUGAUGAAACUGACGACCUGGAGGAGCCCACAGAGAGCAAGAAAGACCAGUGAGGAGGAUGAUUCAGAGGGGCUGCAUGGUCUGACUGGGUACGAUGCACGAAUGAAUGCAGCUAUGCAAAAGAUAAGCAAUGAUUUUGGGACAUUUUAUUACUUAAGUUAUUGGAAAACAAGUGCCUUUUUUUGUAAUUAAUGUUUUUUCAGCAACAUCUCAUCACUGUGUGUUAACUUUUGCUGCCUGUAUUUUGCAGCUGGUGUGUUUACUGAUAUCUCAUGAUUCAAAACCAAAGUAAAAGGUGAAACUGAAAUAAUAAAUAAUAAAAAAAACGAUUCAUGACGCA